This is a messenger RNA of Arachis ipaensis, 3684 nucleotides long. Its product is annotated as disease resistance protein RPM1. Lineage: Eukaryota; Viridiplantae; Streptophyta; Magnoliopsida; Fabales; Fabaceae. Gene Ontology annotation, molecular function: ADP binding. The record is from RefSeq and is a predicted model, not a curated record. Gene Ontology annotation, biological process: defense response to other organism.
GAAAAAAGUUGGUUUCCUAACAUUACUCUUUGAAUUGCUAUUUGGACCAGAGUAACAAAAUGUUUACAAAUUGUGGUUUUCGUUUUCUUUUUCCUUUUUUUAUUGGAAGUAAUUAAAGCAAAGGAAGAGAAUUACUGCACCUUGUUAAAAAAAUUACUGCACCUUGUUAAGGCUCUUGGAAAAUCAUUAACAUGGUCAAUGUGUGGCUUUCCUCCAUGUGUCAGUGUCAAUGUAUGAUACAUGGGUCGUAUGUAGCCAGCCUAGCUAUCAAACACUAGGGGCAUUAUAUAUAUACAUAUUAUCAACCAUAAACCACUAAAAUAAUAACUUUUUUUAAGUACCAAAAGUCAAUCACUAUUUGGUAAGGGUUAACGUUCUUUCGAACAUAUCUAAAUUUUUUAAAUAAAGAAAGGAAAAGAAGAAAGUAAACUGAUAAAGUAUGGAACGUGGAGGAUAUGGUCAUAUUUAUAUAAUUCAGGUGGUGUGGCGAUAUACUGCAGAUCAUUAGGUCAUUAGGAAAAAAAGAAAUGGCAGAAAUUGCAGUAUCUUUUGUCCUUGAUCAACUGUUUCCAUUGCUGAGAGAUAAAGCAAGAACUCUCCAAGGUGCCCACAAAGAGUUUGAAGACGUGAAAGAUGAACUAGAGAGCAUAUGCGCCUUCCUCAAGGAUGCAGACACAAGGGCUGCAAAAGACAACAAUGCCCUUGACGACGAUGGGAUCAAAUCAUGGGUGAGGCAGUUAAGAGAAGCGGCUUUCCAGAUAGAAGAUCUAGUUGAUGAGUAUCUGAUCUACCAACAGCAGUGGCCAAGUCAUUCUGGCGUUGCAGCCUCUCUAUGCAAGGCUGCUAGCUUGAUCAAGAAUCUGAAGCGUCGCCAUCGACUAGCCUCCGAUGCACAAGACAUCAAAUCACGUGUUCGCGGGAUCAAGGAAAGAAGCGAAAGAUAUGGCUUCCAUUGCAGCUCAAGAGAGAGCCAUAGUGCGAAGUCCCAUGACACUCGAAUGGCCUCCCUUUUCAUGGAGGAAGCUGAGGUUGUGGGAGUUGAAGCCACGAGAGAUGAACUGGUUGGUUGGUUAGUUGAAGGGACAACAGACAGAACAGUUAUUUCAGUUGUGGGAAUGGGAGGGUUGGGAAAAACCACUCUCGCCAAGAAGGUUUAUGACGACACUAAUGUGACUGCGAAUUUUGAAUGUCGUGCUUGGAUCACAGUGUCUCAGUCUUACACAAUAGAAGGAUUGUUGAGGAACAUGCUAGACCAGUUUUACAAAGAAAGAAGAGAGGCUCCUGUUCCUGCUGCUGUAGAUCUUUCGAGAAUGGAUCAAGAGUCGUUGAUUGAAGAAGUGAGGAGUUACUUGCAACAAAAGAGGUAUGUGGUGGUGUUUGAUGAUAUAUGGAAUGUAAACUUUUGGGGUCAAAUUGAGUUUGCUGUGUAUGAUAAUAAGAAAGGAAGCAGGGUAAUGAUUACUACUAGGAGCAUGAAUGUUGCUGAGUUUUGUAGGAGAUCUUCCUUUGUUAAUAUACACAACUUGCGACCUUUAAGUCAAGAAAAAUCUUGGGAGCUAUUCUGCAAGAAGGCAUUUAGAUUCGACUUGGAUGGACGCUGUCCGGAGGAACUCGCAGAUAUCUCCUUCGAGAUUGUUAAGAAAUGCAAGGGAUUACCGCUAGCGAUCGUGGCAAUCGGCGGUCUUUUAUCUACAAAAGAAAAGAACGCAAUUCAAUGGAGAAAGUUGAGUGAAAAUCUGAGCUUGGAGUUUGAGAAAAAUCCCCAUUUGAGUGGGAUAACAAAGAUUCUAGCUCUUAGUUAUGAUGAUUUACCUUACAAUUUGAAGGCAUGCUUCUUGUACUUUGGAUUAUAUCCUGAAGACUAUUUAGUCAAUUCAGAGAGACUCAUUUGGCAGUGGAUAGCAGAGGGAUUUGUUAAACAUCAGAAGGGAAAAACUCUGGAACAAGUUGCAGAACAAUAUUUAACAGAAUUGAUCCACAGAAGUUUGGUCCAAGCCUCAAUUGAAGUUGAUGGCAAAGUUGAAAGUUGUCAAGUUCAUGAUUUAUUUCGUGACUUGAUUGUGAGAAAUAUGGAGGAUUUAAGUUUCGCUAGGUUUGUUACUAAAGAAGAUCAAUCACCCAUUGUUGGCAUAACUCGGCGCCUGGCGAUAGCAAAUAGUCCCGAUGAUUUCAUCAGAAGUUUAAGUUCAAGUACCCGGUCGCUGCAUGUUUUUAGAGUUGAAGAGUUGUCAGAAACCUUUGUGAAGAGCAUUGUCAAAAAGUGCAGGCUGCUGAGAGUACUAAAUUUCAGGGAUGCUCCACUUGGUCAAGUUCCUGAAAAUUUGGGAAAAUUGCUCCACUUGAGGUAUUUAAGCUUGCGCAACACAGACAUAAGAACUCUUCCAAAAUCCAUUGGCAAGCUGCAGAACUUAGAGACCUUGGAUCUAAGGCAAACACGCGUCCGAGAGAUACCGAAAGAGAUUAACAAGCUGAAAAAGCUUAGACAUCUCAUAGCAUACCAUCUAAACUUCAAAGUUGACUUUCGCAUGUCGUGGGAUUGGGAAAAGGGUGUUCAGAUGAAUGGUGCUGUUGGAAGCUUGACAUCACUGCAAACACUAUGUUUAGUGAAGGCAAAUCAUGGUGGAGUAGAGCUACUCUCCGAGCUAGGAAAGUUGAAGCAUUUGAGAUCAUUGGCCUUGAGUCACAUGAAGCGGGAAUAUGGAAGUGUGCUACAUGUCUCGAUACGUGAGAUGCAUCACUUGGAGACGCUAGAAAUAACUGCUAUAGACGAAAAUGAAGUCAUUGAUUUUCCUCUUGUGUCAUCUGUGCCUCAACUUCAGCAUCUACGCCUAAGGGGGAAGUUAGAGAAGUUACCAGAUGGUAUUCAACAGCUUUGGUAUCUGGUCAGGUUGUCCUUGUCAUACUCCAUGUUAGGUGAUGAUCCAUUGAAGGCGCUUCAAGAUAUGCCAAAUUUGAUGCACCUCUUGAUGUAUGAUGCUGCGUAUGAGGGCAAAAGCUUGCACUUUCGAGAAAAAAGGUUUCUAAAGUUGAAGGAACUGACACUCAAAAACUUGUUUGGUUUGAAUUCAAUUCUUAUUGAUAAAGGAUCCCUGCCUAAUCUCAAAAGGGUCAAUUUAGAAAAUAUCCCUCAAAUGAAGAAGGUUCCUUUUGGUAUUCGCCACCUAGUCAGUCUUGAAGAUCUAUAUUUUGUUGACAUGCAAAAUGAGCUUGUUGAAAGCAUUGAUCCUAUUGGAGGUCAACAGCACUGGAUCAUAGAGCAUGUUCCCAUAGUUUAUGUCAGACACAAAGUUGGUCCAAAGUUCGCUGUAUUUGACACUCGCGUUAUUCGUCAUUCAAGGCGCAGUUAAAUCGUUAAACUUCCAACUCUGGAAAUAGAAGAAAUUUCAGAUUCUCCACGAGGCCCCUUCACAACAAUGGCAUUGCUGCUCUUCUUAAAUGCUUUGGUGAGUGCGAAUUAAGCAUAUUUUCUGAGUUUAGCUCUUUAACCAAGGCACAUGAAAUCUCAAAAUGAAUGUAAUUGGCUGCAGAUAUUUUUAAGCUUUUUAAACUCUUGGCUUCAAUUAGUUUGUGAUUUUCGUACCCAUGUAUGGGAGUUUGUCUUUCAAGGAUUGUGAGGCAUCUUUUUCUGUUAAAAAUUGAAACAUUCUCUCUUUCAUUUUCAGGUAGUUACUUUGCUUUAUUUCA